Molecule: messenger RNA, 600 nt
Organism: Ruditapes philippinarum (Manila clam)
Lineage: Eukaryota; Metazoa; Mollusca; Bivalvia; Venerida; Veneridae
Product: thyrotropin-releasing hormone receptor-like
Exons: 2
Coding region: 1-600 (199 amino acids)
Biological process (GO): G protein-coupled receptor signaling pathway
Cellular component (GO): plasma membrane
Molecular function (GO): G protein-coupled receptor activity
Source: RefSeq, a predicted model, not a curated record
AUGGAUGACAAAGAUUUUAUGAAUGAAUCUGCUGACAUCGUCAACGGGAGCAGAUAUUUUUACUUUGAUUACAACUUUAAUUAUGAGGAAACACAACUUGAGAAAGCGUUGAAAUGGUUUGAAACGGCUUUCAUAUUGCCAAUCGGAGUUUUGGGGAAUAUUCUUGUGUUGUGUGUAUUAUUAAAGAAGAAAUAUCGAAAAUCGUCAACGGCCGUGUUCUUGUCAUCCCUGGCUGUUUCGGACAUAGUGAUAUUAGUGUCGGGAUUCUACAAUCUGAUGGUACUCCGCACUGACUCAAGUAUUGACUGUAAAAUUACCAUACCAAUCUGGAUAUGCAGUUCACAAACAUCGUCGUGCAUACUUGCAACAGUAGCUAUUGAAAGAGCAUGUUUUGUCACGCAGCCGCACAAGGCAAAGUUCAUAUUUACUGCAAGAUGCGCCAAACUUAUAAUGGUUCUGGAGACAAUUAUCGUGUACGGAUUGAAUGCACUAAUGCUUGUGAAAUACGAACUUGACGAAGACAAUGGCUUCGAAAAUAUGUUCUGUCCAACAGGAGAACCGGUUAAAAGUUCUAUUGUGCACUUUGUCUUAUAUUACUAA